CUUGAAGUUGGUCGUGGCCAGCUGGCGACCGUUGCUACCGCCUUUCCUAUACUUGAUAUUUGUAUGCAGCAUACAAACCGCAAGGUCUACGUACCACGGGCAAGCCACGGAGGUUUGAUCAGUUUGGCUUUACGCGACUCGACCUUUCAUCAACUACAACACCAACUGAACACCAUGCAAGUGCCACCGUCGCUCGCGUCGCUCAUCCGCGACAAGGACGUCCUCGUGCUCAACGCUGGCAAGCCCAACCUCAUGCAGCCGCUCCUCGACCCGGCGCGCAGUAUCCGCGUCGUCGACAGUCGCGGGCUCACGUGGCAUGCGGUCAAGCCGGCGCAGUUUGUGCGCGGCAACCCGCUCGCGGUCUCGCUCGACCAGCCCGUCGAUCUCGUGUGGAGCAACAUGGACUGGAGCAGCGCCGCGGACGACGACGUCUUGACAUUCCUCGAGUACGCUUCGAAGCUCGCUCUCCACGUCGUCCAUGCCUACGACCCCAGCGUCAAUGCGCCUGCGAUGGCCUUUCUGAGCCAGCAGCUCGGCGUCGCACCCUUUGUGCUGCACCCGACACUUGCAGUGUUCCUGCAAGGCGCGCCAUCGACCGACAGCAACGUCGUCGCAGUCUGGUCGGACCGCAAGAUGCCGCUCAUCUGGCGCGACUCGGUGUACGCCAACAAGUGCGCCAUCAUGGCCGAGCUCUACGAAGCGCAAAAGACGUACAUCCAAAGCCUCUUGCCGUCGCAUAGCUCGUACAUCGAGGUCGGCUGCGGCACAUCUGAAAUGGGCUCGGUGCUCUAUGACAAGCACGCGACGUACACGGUCGGCGUCGAGAUCAACCCGAUCAUGCUCGAGCUCGCACGCGAGAUGCACCCGGCGAUGGCUGCGCACCCGCGCAACUACCUUCUCGAAGGCAACGCGCUCGAGCUCAAGGCGCUACUGCAAGAGAAGAUGCCUGCCGACUUCUGGACGACCAAGCGCGUCGUCGCGAUCGUUAUGAACACGUUUGGUAUUCUGCCCGCGCACAUUCGCCAAGGCGUUGUCGACCAGAUGCUCGAGGUAGCGGGCGACGACGGCGUCGUCGUCAUUGGCUGCUGGCACGCCGACAGCUUCCGCCGCGGCGUCGAAGAGUACUACAUGAAGAACCCGGCGCUGGUCGGCGACCACGUUACGCACGCCAUGUGCGACUACGCCAAGGCGCAGCUCUACGUGCCGUCGUCCAAGUACGAGUCGCACUGGUGGUCCGAGGACGAGCUCCGAGGCUUUGUGCACCACGCGGUCGGUGUCAGCGUGGACGUCCACGUCGCCGGCAUUGGCAUCUUCCUCACCUGCCGCCGCCAGUAAGCGCUUUCUAUCUAUCCUAACACUUGCAAUGCAUAUCCUCUCGAGCACCAAAUUGUGAUUCGGGUGGCCGAGCCGGAGAGGUUAGUCGGUUGCAUAUUGGCGCGGUUAGCCGGCUGGUCUGUAAAAACCGGAUACGUCAACCGGCUAGUAAAACCGGUUAGACAGCACAACGAUCGAG
This is a messenger RNA of Saprolegnia diclina VS20, 1513 nucleotides long. RefSeq lists its product as hypothetical. The record is from RefSeq and is a predicted model, not a curated record. NCBI's taxonomy places the organism in Eukaryota, Oomycota, Saprolegniomycetes, Saprolegniales, Saprolegniaceae. The transcript has a single exon. The coding region runs from base 64 to 1335 and encodes 423 amino acids.